Messenger RNA from Populus euphratica (Euphrates poplar), 2467 nucleotides. Its product is annotated as succinate dehydrogenase [ubiquinone] flavoprotein subunit 1, mitochondrial. Lineage: Eukaryota; Viridiplantae; Streptophyta; Magnoliopsida; Malpighiales; Salicaceae. The record is from RefSeq and is a predicted model, not a curated record. Bases 187 to 2088 code for a protein of 633 amino acids. Gene Ontology annotation, cellular component: respiratory chain complex II (succinate dehydrogenase). Gene Ontology annotation, molecular function: flavin adenine dinucleotide binding; electron transfer activity; succinate dehydrogenase (quinone) activity. The transcript has 16 exons. Gene Ontology annotation, biological process: mitochondrial electron transport, succinate to ubiquinone; tricarboxylic acid cycle.
AAAAUACAAGUAUCUAUCUUAAAAUGCCACCGAUGUUUUCUUUUUGUUCCUUCGGCAAUUAAACAAAAUAGAACACACGCCUCCUUCUCUCCCCGUUUUUAGAUUGAUAGAGAAUAUUAUAAAAAACUUUCCUUCACUGCAAACUCUCCAUCACAGGUAACAAACACAAAAACAGAAAAGAGAGAGAUGUGGCGGUGCGUGGCUCGUGGCCUUCGCCUUCCUUGUUCAACCAAGAGAUCAUCUAACGACUCUUUUAGAUCUCACAUUUCCAGAUUUUUCUCCACCGAUUCUACUGGGGGGAGAUCCUCGUACACGGUUGUGGAUCAUACUUAUGAUGCGGUUGUGGUAGGAGCUGGCGGUGCGGGAUUGAGAGCCGCUAUUGGACUUUCAGAGCAUGGAUUCAACACGGCUUGCAUUACCAAGCUUUUUCCCACUCGUUCGCACACUGUUGCGGCUCAGGGUGGUAUUAAUGCCGCUCUGGGAAAUAUGACUGAAGAUGAUUGGAGAUGGCACAUGUACGACACUGUCAAGGGAAGUGACUGGUUGGGUGAUCAGGAUGCCAUACAAUACAUGUGUAGGGAGGCGCCAAAGGCAGUCAUUGAACUUGAGAACUAUGGUUUACCAUUUUCUCGAACAGAAGAUGGAAAAAUUUAUCAGCGUGCAUUUGGGGGUCAAAGUCUAGAUUUUGGAAAAGGUGGGCAGGCAUAUCGUUGUGCAUGUGCUGCUGAUAGAACUGGGCAUGCUCUUUUGCAUACUCUCUAUGGCCAAGCUAUGAAACAUAAUACACAAUUCUUCGUGGAAUAUUUUGCUCUGGAUCUAUUAAUGAAUAAUGACGGUAGUUGCCAAGGAGUAAUUGCAUUGAACAUGGAAGAUGGGACAUUGCAUCGAUUCCGUGCUGCGUCAACAAUUCUGGCCACAGGGGGCUACGGUAGAACAUACUUUUCUGCAACCUCAGCUCAUACAUGCACUGGAGAUGGCAAUGCAAUGGUUGCACGGGCCGGGAUUCCACUUGAGGAUCUGGAGUUUGUUCAGUUUCAUCCUACAGGCAUAUAUGGGGCUGGGUGCCUCAUUACAGAAGGAUCUCGUGGUGAAGGUGGCAUCCUUAGGAAUAGUGAAGGUGAGCGAUUUAUGGAAAGGUAUGCACCUACAGCCAAGGAUCUUGCUUCAAGAGAUGUUGUUUCAAGAUCCAUGACUAUGGAAAUUCGGGAAGGUCGUGGUGUAGGACCUUUGAAGGACCAUAUCUAUCUGCACUUGAAUCACUUGCCCCCAGAUGUGCUCAAGGAGAGGCUUCCUGGUAUUUCUGAAACUGCUGCCAUUUUUGCUGGUGUGGAUGUUACAAAGGAACCCAUCCCAGUGUUACCAACUGUGCAUUAUAACAUGGGUGGAAUCCCCACAAAUUACCAUGGAGAGGUAGUAACCAUUAAAGGUGAUGAUCCAGAUGCUGUUAUUCCUGGACUAAUGGCUGCUGGCGAGGCAGCCUGUGCUUCAGUUCAUGGUGCCAACCGACUUGGUGCAAAUUCUCUUCUUGACAUUGUUGUGUUUGGCCGAGCUUGUGCAAAUAGAGUAGCUGAGAUCAAUAGACCAGGGGAGAAACAGAAACCUUUGGAAAAGGAUGCUGGGGAGAGAACUAUUGCACGGCUGGAUAAACUAAGAAAUUCAAAUGGAUCACUUCCAACUUCACAAAUUCGGUUAAAUAUGCAGAGGAUAAUGCAGAGCAAUGCUGCAGUGUUUCGCACGCAAGAAACAUUGGAAGAGGGUUGUCAUUUGAUUGAUAAAGCAUGGGAAAGCUUUCAUGAUGUUAAAGUGAAAGAUCGGAGUUUAAUAUGGAACUCUGACUUGAUCGAGACUGUAGAGCUGGAAAACCUUUUGAUAAAUGCCUGUAUAACUAUGCACUCUGCUGAAGCCAGGAAAGAGAGCAGAGGAGCACAUGCCCGUGAAGACUUCACUAAAAGAGAUGAUGAGAAAUGGAUGAAGCACACUCUGGGGUAUUGGGAGAAGGAGAAGGUCCGACUUGAUUACAGGCCAGUUCACAUGAACACAUUGGAUGAUGAGGUUGAGACCUUCCCACCAAAGGCUCGUGUGUAUUGAUAUAUAUGUGAUCUUUAAAGAACCAGGAUGGCAUGUGGAGAGGUUUCGCUGAGAUGCAAUAACCUCCAUGGUGAGAAUAAGCCUGCGGUUGCAAUAAAUUAUCUUAGGUACAUCACUUUGACCGUAAUGCUACUAAAUUCAAGAUGGAAAUCAUCCAUAUAUCUUAAUCGAUCAAAGUUGGAUUUGUAUUUUUAGCAGCAAGUGAAUGCUGAUUCAUUGUUAGUUCAGCCAGCAAUGAGUUGCUUGGAAUUUUGUCUGAAAUUCUUCAAUUUCCAACUUCUUGGUUUCUGCAUUGUAAUGGAGUCACUGGUCUCAGGUGGCGUGUACUGAUCACAUACUUGUUCCUAAAACUGUUAAUAAGAUAAUAAUUGGUUGCAUG